CCUGUGCUUCUCACAAUUGGCGUAUAAAUUAUUAUUUCUGCUACUAAAUAUCCUCCAUGCCAAGUUUCGCUCUCUGCAAAUUCCCUUGUCUUCUUACCAAAAUGGAAGCACACAAGCUCCUCCGCUCUCUUCUCUGCUGCUUCCUCCUUUCCCUUCUCUCAGGGCAACAAGUGGUGCAAGGAAGUUCAGCUCACGACCACCGCCACCGCCACCACCACCACCACCACCACCACCACCAGACUCAUCUUCAUCUUUUUAAUUUUCGUCCCACAAAGCUCUUUGUGUUUGGGGAUUCAUAUGCUGACACAGGCAACAGGCAAUCUGAAGCCAAAUCUUGGAAGUACCCCUAUGGCAUCACCUUCCCCGGAAAACCAGCCGGCCGUUUCUCCGACGGCCGUGUUCUCACCGACUACGUUGCCAAGUUCGUGGGGCUCAAGUCUCCAAUUCCGUACAAAUGGAGGAAACUUGGGGUGAAAUACUUGAAAAAUGGAAUGAACUUUGCUUAUGGAGGCACAGGUGUAUUCGAUACCGUAGUCCCAGGCCCAAACAUGACCACCCAGAUCGGUUUCUUCCAGCAUCUCAUCAAAGACAACGUGUUUACUGCUACAGACGUAGACUCCUCUCUCGCCCUCGUCUCCCUCGCCGGUAAUGAUUACUCUGCUUACUCUGCCCGGAAUGGGUCUUCUCAGGGCUUGCAAUCUUUCAUUUACUCGGUGGUGAAUCAACUGACUGUAAACUUGAAAGGCAUUCAUGGGUUGGGGAUGAAAAAAGUAGCAGUGACAGGUUUACAGCCUUUAGGAUGUCUCCCUCAGAGCACGGCCACGUCAUCAUUCCGACAAUGCAAUGGAUCCGAAAACUCUUUCGUGAAUUUCCACAAUCUCUUGUUGAAACAAGUGGUGGCAAAGUUGAACAACGAGACCAAGGACUCUGCUUUCGUCGUUCUUGAUCUCUAUGCCUCCUUCAUGUCUGUAUUCGACAACAAAGGAGACCACCCAGCAAGUGCAAAGUUUGUGAACCCAUUGAAGCCAUGUUGUAUGGGUGUAAGCAGUGAAUAUUUCUGUGGAAGUGAGGAUGAGAAGGGGGCCAAGAAAUAUACAGUUUGUGAGGAUCCUGAAUCAGCAUUCUUUUGGGACACGGUGCAUCCUACGCAGGAGGGAUGGCGUGCUGUGUAUUCAGCUUUGCAACCCACUCUCGAACAACUUUAAUGGAGUUUUUUUUCCCCCUUCUUGAAUGAAUAACUUUAAUGGAGUUAACGAAAAGAAGGGGAAAAAAAAAUUGUGGGUUUACUUGUUUGGUUUUGUUGUAGUAUGGCUUGGGGUUUGGUCAUAUGUAAGAAUGGUUUUGUUCUGGGAAUUAGGCUCUCAUCUCCUCUGGUUUUGGCACAUUGCUAUUAUGGCAGGAUGCUGGUGUAUAUUAUUAUCCAAAGAGUUUUUGCUCA
Molecule: messenger RNA, 1438 nt
Organism: Corylus avellana
Lineage: Eukaryota; Viridiplantae; Streptophyta; Magnoliopsida; Fagales; Betulaceae
Product: GDSL esterase/lipase At5g03610
Molecular function (GO): hydrolase activity, acting on ester bonds
Source: RefSeq, a predicted model, not a curated record